Molecule: messenger RNA, 564 nt
Organism: Parasteatoda tepidariorum (common house spider)
Lineage: Eukaryota; Metazoa; Arthropoda; Arachnida; Araneae; Theridiidae
Source: RefSeq, a predicted model, not a curated record
AUGACUCCGUCCAUCUUGAAACUCGUUGCUGCUAUUGGUUCUCGAAUUCCGGUUUAUGGAACACGAAAAUUGGAUCUUGAUAUUGGACUGCGUCGCAUCUUUCCCUGGAUGUAUACUAUUGCUGAUGUAUCACGACCCAUUCUUGGAACUGAUUUUUUAUCACAUUAUGACAUUUUAGUGGAUCUAAAAUCCAAGUCGUACCUAACUAAUGUAACAUUUCGCGGAAAAAUUUCUUAUGAAUCAACGCCUAAAAUAACUGUGUUGAAAAUGUCUGCGGAAUUUCAUUCUUUAAUUAGUGAGUACCAAAGACAUUUUCGAGGAGAGAAAACCAGAAUAAAAGAUUUACCUCAUAAUGUCAGUCAUGUUAUCGAAGCAAAGGGUCAACCAGUGAUUGCAAAAGCGCGAAGACUAUCUGUUGAUAAAUUGGAAGCGGCAAGAGCAGAAUUUAAUUACCUAGUACACCAAGAAAUAUGUAGCCCAUCCAAAGUUGCUGCUCAAGCCCAUUGCACAUGGUUAAAACGCCAGAUGGUUCUUGGCGACCACGUGGAGACUACCGUGCAUUAA